Cylicocyclus nassatus is the source of this 1398-nucleotide messenger RNA. The record is from the annotation of a GenBank genome assembly. NCBI's taxonomy places the organism in Eukaryota, Metazoa, Nematoda, Chromadorea, Rhabditida, Strongylidae.
AUGAAAGCGUUCCUGCAGAUUCAGUUACCUUUUGAACACAGAGACGCUACAUACUUGUGGAUGAAGGACACAUCCAAGCCUCCCAACGAUAGCGAUAUCCGAUACUACAGAUUCUGCCGAGUACCAUUUGAUGCUGGACCGGCAAUACUGAAUCAAGCGCUGUUCAAACAUCUUGAGUCAUUCACAAGCAACACAUUUCGAGAGAUAUCGGAUACGCUGUAUGUCGACAACGUCUUGAAGGAAAGAACAACGAAGAACAAAUCAAUUACAAGAUCCCAACGCAUGAUCGUGCUGACUAACAUAAAAGUUUGGGGUUGCACUGGUAGCGACGACGAUCAAUUAGAAGAGAAUGUUGCUGAUCAUGCAACUCGCGGUCUUUCACAAGCAGAAGCUAGCGAUCACGUAUGGUUCAAAGGACCUCGCUGGCUCAAUGAGCAGGAGCAACAUUGGCCUGUUCGUCAGACAGAACAGCAAAGUCAAGAAGAAGAAGAAGACUCUCUCGCAAUGAUUGCCACUAUGGUAACACCUCUCAACACCCUGACAAGGCAACCAAGAACCUGGCCUACUGAAGCAGACAAAUGGAAAACAGAGUAUCUCUUGGAGCUGUGCGAACUCCACGUACUUUAUGGGAACAAUUACAAGUCAUCGAGAAAUAAUCCGUGCGUUGGUGACCUCGUGCUUAUCGAUGAUGAUCUGAAGACAUCCAGAGACCACUGGCCAAUGGGUAUGAUCGAAGACUUAGUCAAAAGCAAGGAUGGAGAAAUACGAAGCGCCGUACUUGAAACCGGAACUGGGAGAUGCGUACAGCGUCCUCUCAAUCGCCUCAUUUCAUUGGAAAUUCGCGCCAUAAUGGAUCCGAGCGCAAUGGCAAGCACUUCGCGCGACAAUGAGGAACCUCAAAGUAGCAUACAAGCUCUACCGCAACGCAAACCUCUUGAAAGAAUGGCUAAGAAACCCAUUAAUUAUAACGAAAACGUGGUAUUGGCGAAACGUCGUCCAUGGAAUGCGCUCAGCAUUUUGCUAGCCUUGACAACAUGCGCAUUUGUACAUUCUGCACAGGAACAAGUACUGAACUGCACUUACACUGGACUCAUACUCAACUUAUCGUCAAUUCCGGACCUAAACAGCAGAAGUGAAGUAUGCGUCAAUCGCAUUCAAUGCCAGAGCAUACACACGGAUCAGCAAUCCAUACAAAGUUACCUACCGCCACAUCAGCUAACUAACCCAUAUUCCGUAAAAUGGCGUGCUAUCAUGAACAUCACACUAUACGAAGAGGAAGUGAUGUCCCAGAGCAAUCAGUGUGCAAUUCCAUACAUUGCACCAUCUUCUAUUUGGCAACCCACGCUGUUUUCCGAAAACAACCAUCGCAAUGAUAGCUACGGUCAUUUACAUCGUUAA